CUUCACCACCACCACCAUCAUCAUCAGCACUAACUUCAGCCUGAGCUGCUUGGGCAGAGCAGACGUCUGUCCGUAUGGAGGAUAAACCGCUCACCUGAUUUGUCUUCGCCCGUGGUUUGCGGCAUGAGCUACACCUGGAAACGUAGACAUUUGUAUUUUUCUUUUUUUUACAUGCAACUGGCUCAAGAUGUUGUUCCAUCGAUAUGACAAUGAUACCAUUUCGUCGUUGCACCAGUCAGCGUGAUUUGCUAUGGUGAUACUACAAGCUAACCCCAAGCUAGCAGAGGGAUUGUUUUGGGAGAUACCUUUUUUUAAAUACUCUCACGCUGACACAUGAAUAAGUGACUUUUGUGGAUUUUUUUUUUUAAAUCAAGCUGGAACACAAAAGGGAAUGUCUAACCAAGGAGUUAGGAGAAAUGGCCCAGUAAAGCUGCGGUUAACAGUCUUGUGUGCAAAGAACCUGGCAAAGAAAGACUUCUUCCGGUUGCCAGAUCCCUUUGCCAAAGUGGUGGUGGAUGGGUCAGGACAAUGCCACUCUACAGAUACUGUGAGAAAUACGCUGGACCCAAAAUGGAAUCAACAUUAUGAUCUAUACAUUGGAAAGGCAGACUCCAUCACCAUCAGUGUAUGGAACCACAAGAAGAUCCACAAGAAGCAGGGUGCCGGUUUCCUGGGCUGCGUACGCCUUCUAUCCAAUGCCAUCAACAGAUUAAAGGACACUGGCUGUAAGUAUCAGAGACUCGAUCUGAAUAAACUGGGCCCCAAUGACAAUGAUACUGUGAGAGGACAGAUUGUAGUAAGUCUACAGUCGAGAGAUCGCAUUGGAUCAGGAGGGCCUGUGGUGGACUGCAGUCGUCUCUUUGACAAUGACUUACCUGACGGGUGGGAAGAGAGGAGGACCGCUUCUGGAAGGAUACAGUAUUUGAACCACAUAACACGUACCACGCAGUGGGAGAGACCUACCAGGCCAGCGUCAGAGUAUUCCAGCCCAUCAGGGCGUCCGCUUAGCUGCGUGGUGGAUGAAAACACACCAGUGAUGACGCCUGUUAAUGGGGCUGAGGCCAGUGGUCCACCAGGUGAGCAGCGGAUCCAGGAGAGACGGGUUCGAUCGCAGCGACACCGCAACUACAUGAGUCGGACGCACCUGCAUACGCCGCCUGACCUGCCUGAGGGUUAUGAGCAAAGAACAACUCAGCAGGGUCAGGUCUAUUUCCUCCACACACAGACGGGAGUCAGUACCUGGCAUGACCCCCGGGUACCCAGGGACCUAAGCAAUGUGAACUGUGAGGAGCUUGGCCCUCUGCCCCCCGGCUGGGAGAUCAGAAACACAGCCACUGGCCGCGUCUACUUUGUGGACCAUAACAAUCGAACAACACAGUUCACAGACCCACGACUGUCUGCCAACCUGCAUCUAGUGCUCAACCCAACUCCAAAUGGUUCCCGUGUGGCCAUGGAGAGCCAGAACACUAACCUCAGUCAUCCCAUUCAGUUGAAGGACCAGGUUGGUCCUCCUGUUCCCCCUCCGCAAGUUCUGUCACCAGCCCAGUUACCUGAAGAAGCAGAGUGCCUGACAGUGCCCAAAUACAAGAGAGACCUGGUGCAGAAGCUGAAGAUCCUGCGGCAGGAACUGUCUCAGCAACAACCCCAGGCUGGUCACUGCCGCAUCGAGGUCUGUCGAGAGGAGAUCUUUGAGGAGUCGUACCGACAAGUGAUGAAGAUGCGUCCAAAGGAUCUGUGGAAAAGACUGAUGAUUAAGUUCAGAGGAGAGGAAGGACUGGACUAUGGUGGCGUAGCUAGGGAAUGGCUAUAUCUGCUAUCCCAUGAGAUGCUGAACCCGUACUACGGCCUAUUCCAGUACUCCAGAGAUGACAUCUACACUCUUCAGAUUAACCCGGACUCUGCUGUCAACCCGGAGCAUCUGUCGUAUUUCCACUUUGUGGGUCGUAUCAUGGGAAUGGCUGUGUUCCACGGCCACUACAUUGACGGAGGCUUCACUCUGCCCUUCUACAAGCAGCUGCUGGGUAAACCGAUCACGCUGGAUGAUAUGGAGUCUGUUGAUCCUGACCUCCACAACAGCCUCGUCUGGAUUCUGGACAAUGACAUCACUGGUGUCCUGGACCACACUUUCUGUGUAGAGCAUAAUGCCUACGGAGAGAUUAUCCAACAUGAGCUGAAACCUAAUGGCAAAAGUAUUCCUGUCACAGAGGACACCAAGAAGGAGUAUGUCAGGUUGUAUGUGAAUUGGCGUUUCCUGCAUGGCAUCGAGGCUCAGUUUUUGGCCUUGCAGAAAGGCUUCAAUGAGGUCAUCCCCGAACACCUUCUUAAAUCCUUUGACGAAAAGGAGCUGGAGCUGAUCGUGUGCGGCUUGGGAAAGAUCGACAUUUUAGACUGGAAGUCUAACACCCGUCUGAAGCAUUGCACCCCUGACAGCAACAUCGUGAAGUGGUUUUGGAAAGCUGUGGAGUCGUUUGACGAGGAGAGGAGGGCACGACUUCUGCAGUUUGUUACUGGCUCGUCUAGAGUCCCACUGCAAGGCUUUAAAGCUUUACAGGGUGCUGCAGGUCCCAGACUCUUCACCAUUCAUCAGAUCGAUGCCAACACCAACAACCUGCCCAAAGCCCACACCUGCUUUAAUCGGAUUGACAUUCCGCCCUACGAGAGCUACGAAAAGCUGUAUGACAAGCUGCUAACGGCCAUCGAGGAGACCUGUGGCUUCGCAGUGGAAUGAGAGACACUUUGGAGAGUGUGCGUUUGUGUAUGAAUUAUUUGCAACUGUGUGCGAGACUUUGAUAGACUAUUAUCGUGAAUGCGACAUGCUGUCGAUCUCACUCAGAGAUGGAUAUGAGCGUCUUUGACCAGCCUGCAGUCUUCCUCCAAUCUCACGGCUGUCCACAUUUGUUUCUUAUUGAUGAUCUCAUUGACCCGUCUGAACAGCUGCUAGAGAUUCAUCCCAUUUUUCUUUCUUUUUAAUUUCUUUUUUCUUUUGGUGUCAAUCAAUAAGAGCUGCCUAGAGACGCAGUUAUCAUUUUGACUUGGCAGUUUUUUUUGCCUUUGCAGUCAGAAAAAGGAACUGUGGGGAAAAAACUGAAAACUCUUCUUACUUUGAAAUUAAUCAAAUCAGAAGAUUGACAUACUAGUCAUUUGUUACCUUGCAAAAUUUUCUGUAAAAACAGCGCGGCACCAUUUUGUGUUGCAGUCUGAACUGAUUAAAGUGAUCCUCGUCAUGCUACUGAAUCUAUAACGUUGCAGGUAGCCAUAUCUUGCCCAUAGUAGCCAUUUUAACCUCAUUCAAUACUGGAGCGCCACAAAUCCCUCCUACCUCAGUGUCAUUUUUAAACAUUUAAAGGGUUUCAUUCCAAAAUGCUAUCAUAUUUUGUAAAAAAAAAAAAAUAAAAACAAAAUUGGUAGCACGUGUUACUCAGAAUCAGAAUACAUUUUUACAGCAGUGCUUCUCAGUUACUUACACUUUUAUACAAGCGGUUAUUUCGUACCUGUUAGACCGUACGAUUGAAACAAUAAAUGUAUCAUUUUGAAAUGGAACUCACACAGACGGACAUGGAUGCAGAGUAGGUCUGAGGUUUUGUGGCGUUUUUUAUGUCGAGCUUGUGACGAUUGCUCAAAGAUGAGAGACGGACUCUGGUGAAGAAGAAGAAGAAGAAAGAAAAUAAUUGUUUGUGGUUGUUUUGUACUUAAUCACUGCACACUUUGGCCACAGCUCCUAUAAACGUAUGUCUGUGUGUUACUGCAUGUUUACACAAAUGUACGUUUUUAUGCAAGUUAGGUAGAGAUUUGUUGAGUUCUCCUAAAGCUCUGCUCGCACAGUCUCCUGUGUGUGUCACUGCAAACAUCACACUUUGAGCCUGGUUCAUCUGCCUUCACUGCAUGUUCUUUCUCUGUUAUGUCCGACCCUGUGUCACUGACACUUCCUGUCACAUGGUUUGUGAAGGACACAUCUGUCCCCGGAACCAGGCUUGAUUUGAAAGAAAAAAAUAUAAAGCAUCUUUCAAGGCAGAUGUCUAUUUUCAGUCACAUCCGUUUAGUCUCUUGUCACUUUAGAGCACUUUACAAACUAAGCAGUGAUGCAGGAGUGCUUCCUUCACAUUAGAUUAAAAAUAUAUCAUGUUUAAUUUGCUAUUCAAUUACAUAAGAAAUAUACAGAGACAAUUGUAUCUAUACAACUGUAAUGUUUGAGUAUAUAUGUACAAAUGCAUAGCUAUUUUGUAUAUUGUUGCUUUUUUUCUCCCCCUUUCUGUUCAUUUUAAAUGCAAGCAUGUUGCAGUCUGUCACAGAC
Messenger RNA from Solea solea (common sole), 4291 nucleotides. Its product is annotated as E3 ubiquitin-protein ligase SMURF2-like. Gene Ontology annotation, biological process: negative regulation of BMP signaling pathway; ubiquitin-dependent protein catabolic process. The coding region runs from base 392 to 2728 and encodes 778 amino acids. NCBI's taxonomy places the organism in Eukaryota, Metazoa, Chordata, Actinopteri, Pleuronectiformes, Soleidae. The transcript is spliced from 20 exons. The record is from RefSeq and is a predicted model, not a curated record. Gene Ontology annotation, molecular function: ubiquitin protein ligase activity; protein binding.